Molecule: messenger RNA, 1020 nt
Organism: Rhinichthys klamathensis goyatoka
Lineage: Eukaryota; Metazoa; Chordata; Actinopteri; Cypriniformes; Leuciscidae
Gene: dnajc5gb
Product: DnaJ (Hsp40) homolog, subfamily C, member 5 gamma b
Exons: 7
Coding region: 182-802 (206 amino acids)
Source: RefSeq, a predicted model, not a curated record
UUUCGCACUUUGACGUAAGAGAAACUUUAUUUCCUACUUCCUGGUCUAAAGUAAACUCUGCUGCUCAUGAUCAAUGGAUCAACUUUAUGUAAAAACGCUGUAAAUAUAUUCAGAAAUGAAUACACACGCAACUUUAUCAAACAUCAGCUUCAGCUUUUCUUCUUAAACGCAGAAUUUAACAAUGGCAGAUCCAAGCCGACCUCAACGCAAGCUGUCCAGAGCUGGAGAGAGUUUAUACAAGACAUUAGGCCUGGAGAAAGGAGCGUCAUCUGACGAUAUUAAGAAAGCAUACCGAAAACUGGCGCUGAAGUAUCAUCCAGACAAGAACCCCAACAACCCAGAAGCGUCAGAGAAGUUCAAAGAGAUCAACAAUGCCAACACCAUCCUCCACGACGACACCAAAAGAGAGAUCUACGACAAGUACGGCUCCAUGGGCCUCUACGUCGCAGACCAGUUCGGAGAGGACAGCGUUAAAUACUACUUCCUCAUGAACAAGUGCUGGUUUAAGACGCUCCUUGCGUUAGGGAUGCUCUUCACGUGCUGCUGCUGCCUCUGCUGCUGUUGUUUAUGCUGUGGAAAAUGCGGCGCUUCAGAGCACGAGGAAAACUUUCAGUAUGUGGAUCCGGAUGAGCUGGCGGCAGAGGAGGAGAACAGAGGCAAUGACACAGUAAUAACAGGACAGCCUAUUCCCUGUCCAGAGCCUGGAGAUUCCGGACACCCUGUGUUUGUAGGAAUGCCCAUUCCUGAAAAGUCAGAUAGAGACACUGCUAUACUGAUCGCUCCAGAAGCACACAGCAAAUGACAACCUGAAGAUUUUCCUCGUCCUAGAAACGAGGACACUGCUGUUGAAAUGUGUUUCAGUGGAAGGCUUUGUGUUGCACACGGUGUCUGUGCAGUAUAUGUGGAUCGUUCGAUCUCCACGCAUAAUGCUAUUUCUGUUUACAUCAUUUUAUAAUUGCUUGAUUUUUAUUGCAAAGACACUUUUUCUAAUGCUUCUUCGAUGAGGCACACAGAUCAGAU